Messenger RNA from Eucalyptus grandis, 721 nucleotides. RefSeq names its product receptor-like protein EIX2. The transcript has a single exon. The record is from RefSeq and is a predicted model, not a curated record. The coding region runs from base 26 to 625 and encodes 199 amino acids. Lineage: Eukaryota; Viridiplantae; Streptophyta; Magnoliopsida; Myrtales; Myrtaceae. Gene Ontology annotation, molecular function: protein binding.
CUACACAACACUUGAUCUACAGCUUAUGGUGAAUUUAGAUCUCUCGAGCAACAAAUUGGUUGGGCAGAUUCCAGGAGAGCUUUCCUUGCUCUCCGGAUUGCGAGGCUUGAACUUAUCGCGCAACUUUCUUUCUGGAGGCAUCCCGACUAUGAUUGGAGACAUGAGAUUGCUCGAGUCACUUGAUCUUUCGAAUAAUCACCUUUCGGGAACAAUCCCACAAAGCUUUUCUGCAUUCAUAUCACUGAGCAAACUAAACUUGUCACACAACAACUUCAUGGGGCCAAUUCCGAAGGGAAAUCAAAUCCAGACACUUGAUGAUCCUUCCAUUUAUGCCGACAAUCCUCUACUUUGUGGUGAUCCUCUACAAAAGAAAUGCCUCGAAGCAACGGCCCCUCAAGCAUCGGAAGAAGUUGCCAAUGAAGAAGGUAAGCUUGAAAAGGUAAUGUUCUACAUAGUAAUAUUACUUGGGUUUGCGACUGGGUUUUGGGGAGUUGUUGGCAGUUUGGUGUACAAGAAGAACUGGAGAUGGGUGUACUUCAACUUUGUGGAUCGUAAAGCGGACAUGGUGUACGUGAUUGUUGCAGUGAAGGUGGCCAAGUUGAGGAGGAGAUUGAGAAGAGUGUAACAGGCCCGUUAUCCACAUCAAUUAGUCCAAUGCUUUAUUGAUCUCGUGAAGUUCUUGUUUUCAUGUUCAAGUAGAAUCGUCUUUGUAGUUGGUCUG